AUGGAAACCCCGGAAAAGUGCAAGAAGUUAGUUGACGCACUUGCCGAGGGUGGCCGCGGCUUCCCGACCUUGGAGGUUACGGAGACCUUUGUUUGGCCUGACGAAUUCGAUGCAAACGAAGUAGCUAAUGAUGGGAAGAAGGAAGUGGAACUCCUAACCUCUAAGGCUGAGGCUGUGUCGAUCAAACUGGCCAGCGUUCUCUACCCCGACAGGGGCUAUGUCGACCGGAAUGAAACUCUCGCGAACCACUUGCACGAGGAUAUCUCGAGAAUACGCCAGAUUAUCGACAUUAUCCUUCUACACACGUUCGGGGUUGAAGCCUGA
Pochonia chlamydosporia 170 is the source of this 324-nucleotide messenger RNA. RefSeq lists its product as hypothetical. The record is from RefSeq and is a predicted model, not a curated record. Bases 1 to 324 code for a protein of 107 amino acids. Lineage: Eukaryota; Fungi; Ascomycota; Sordariomycetes; Hypocreales; Clavicipitaceae. The transcript has a single exon.